GACCCAACGCACAGGACACCCCCACCCCCCACCCACCCCCCCGGGGCAUUCACGCUAUCCCUGCUUGCCUCCCAGGUGUGGCCGGCCCUUUCUUGUGCCCGGAUCAGGACCAGGGCCGGGAGAAGAUGCCUUAUUCGGUGGAAACCCCCUACGGCUUCUUGCUGGACCUGGACUUCCUCAAGUACGUGGACGACAUCGAGAGAGGCCAGACCCUCCGGAAGCUGCCCCUCCCCCGCAAAGGGAAGGCCUCCAAGCCGGCCCAGAGCUUCCUCCGCAGCCCAAUGGGGGGCUGGGCCUCGACCGAGUCCCUGUCCUCCUCCGCCAGCGAGGAUGGGAAGCCGGCCUUCUCCCCGCGGCCCCGAACGGCAUCCUACGGAACCAAGGAGCUCGCCGGCAAAGACGGCCGCUCCUUCCCGACGUCUCCUCCGCCGGCCAGCCGGCUUCUCCCUCCAGCUUCCCCCAAUUCGGUGGGUCGAGGCAGCCGGGUGGAGACCACCUUGUUGGAGACCAGCAGGAGGCUGGAGGAGGCAGAGCUGGUGAGCGGCGAAGGGCCUGCGGUGCCCAAGAGGACGGGCGGCCCCUCCCAAAACAGCCCGUGUCCCCCCAACUCUGCGUCCUCUCCGUCCGGGGAGGGCCAAGCUGAGCCUGUGAAGACCAGCCCCCCUAAUUCAGGAAGGAGCACCCCGGUUCCGGCCGCCAGCCCCGCACACCUCCAUCAUGUCCGCGAGCAGAUGGCCGCUGCUCUCAAGCAGCUGAAGGAGCUGGAGGAGCAGGUGAAGAUGAUCCCCCUCCUGGAGGAGCAGAUCUGCCGGCUGAAGCAGGAGAAGGAGCAACUGGUGGCUGGCUUGGGGGAGAAGGGGCAGGCCGAAGCUGAGGAAUCGGGGGUCUUCUGCUUCCCCCCAAAACAAGGCCUCAAAGAUGGGCCUGCUUGUCCGGACACAGGAGGGCCCCAGCCCGAGAGUGAGGGAGAGGCGGCCAAAGGAAGGACAAGUAAGAUUGCGGAGCUGAAGAAACUGACCGAGCGGCUGACCGGGCCAGAGAGGGCCAGGAAGAGCAGAGGAGCGGGCCGGCCCUCGAGAGUGGAGCAGCCCGGCCAGAGGUCCAUCGGAGUCGGAGAGGAGGCGGACAUGAGUGAAGUGGUUUGUUACUACCGGAGCCAAAGACCCUGCCGGGAAGCGGCUGUUGGGUGCGAGAGGGAGACGUGCGAUGCAGAGGUAUGGGUGAUGGAGUCCUUCCUGGGGGUUUCGUCGGCUGCAGAGGAAGAGAUGGAACUGGUGCAGCAGAGAGUCCAGCACCAGCAGGCCAUCAUCACCAUGCUGGAGGGUCACCUCAAGGAGGCCACCCAGGAACUGGAGGAGUUGAGGGUGGAGGUUUGCUCCCGUAGGCCGGGCAGCCUGGUCAACCAAGCUACCUCGGCCUGUCCAGAGAUGGCUGAAGCCGGCGUGGAGGCCGUGACGCCCACCCGGUGCCAGGCUGUGGGCAGCCACGUCGAAACGGCGGAGGCUGGCGUCCAGAGCUUUCUGCAAACGUCCCACGUAGGAGUCGGUUGCAACUUGCAAGGAGGACUGGACGGAGGAGCAAAGCCCACCGAGGACUCGCCACGGAAAGCAUCGCCGAUCCCCCUGGGGACGGAGCACGGGGGCCACAAAGGGCACCUCCAAUCCACAGUGGCAACACCCGAUCCCGGCACAGCUGAGGAGGGGUCCGGCUCGGAAGAUGCCAGGCAGUCCACCAGUGGCAAGGAAGGGACCGCACAGGACGAAGCAGAUACUGGCCGAGCUUUUCCCCUGGGAAUGGGCGGCAAGGGCAGCCGUGAGCCCAACGGGGCAGAGGGGGCCUCGGGGACCGGUGCUCUGAAGUCCAUAAUGAAGCGGCUGGACAGCCCGGCCAAGGCAGAUCCGGGGGUCAGUGGGAAGAAGACCCUCCAGUUUGUGGGCCUGCUGAAUGGCGAGUAUGAGAGCACCUCUAGUGAGGAGGAGGAAGAGGAGGAGAAGGAAGAAGAGGAAGAGGAAGAAGAGGAGGAGGAGACCCCAGGCGUGGGAUCUGCCCACAGCUCCUUCAGCGAGACCGUUGGCGGCUUGGAGGGCGAUGCGGCUGCCAGCCCGGAUGUCAGUGACAGCAACGAGGAGGAGGAGGAGGAGGAGGAAGGCAGCCCGGGCACAGAGGAGGCACCACCAGGGCACCCAGAGCUGAGCCCUGACCCUGAAGAUGCGGCCGGACAGGGAGGAGCAACCCCCAAGGUCAAAGAGAGGUAA
Molecule: messenger RNA, 2255 nt
Organism: Pseudonaja textilis
Lineage: Eukaryota; Metazoa; Chordata; Lepidosauria; Squamata; Elapidae
Source: RefSeq, a predicted model, not a curated record